UCUCUAUAGAAAAAAAGAAUUCCUGAAAUAUGGAAAGAAAAGACAUUCUGGUUUUCAUCUUGCUAUGUCUAGCAUCUGGAAUAUUUACAAUUUAUCGGUAUCAAGCAUGGAACGAGUCCAACGUUUUGAAAAGAAUAGUUUCCUCAAUGAAUCUCAAAUCGGUUAUGAAUUUUUCACAAAAUUAUGUGACAGAGAAAGUAAAGCCGAUAGAAUACACGUCAAAUCUCACAGUUGUCACAGCGUAUUGGAAUCUUGGGACAUUUCAAAAAGGUUCAACGGGCAAACUGCAUUUCUCGACGAACACCUACUUUUCUUGGGCCACCUCCUUUAAAUAUCUUGUCAAUCCACUGGUGGUGUACACGGACUCCAAAGAAUUCAAAGAGUUAAUGGAAAAAUUAAGAGCUGAUCGUAUGAAUACUACAGCAAUAUAUUUAGUAAAUCGUACAGAGAUAUGGCCUUUUCAACUUGUAGACCAAAUAAAAGCUGUCUAUAGCCAACCUGGUUAUCCGAAACACUAUCCCAAUACAGUGAAUCCAGGAUAUGCCGCGGCCCAACAUGCCAAAUAUGCCGUAGUUGCCAAAGCAGUGCAAAAACAAAUAUUCCGUGCUCCUUAUUACGUUUGGCUGGAUAUAGGAUAUUUUAGAGACAUUUCAAAUAGAAAAGUGUUUUUUGAAUUGAACAUUCCACCGGGUUUUGACCCCAAGAAAUUAGCUGUAAACCGGGUCAAUGACCUUUCAAUGAAUAUAGACCCUUUUAGUAUAUUUAGACACAAUAUUGUUUGGGUCGGGGGCGGUAUGUUUGUCGGAAGUGAAAAACUAAUUCUAGACUUUGAAAAAUUAUACCAUAAAGCAGUGUUGUACUUUCUUGACCAAAAAUUAAUGAAUUCUGACCAGCAAGUGUUGUAUUCUAUGUACAGUAAAAAAGGCAGGGAAGCUUUGAAGCCUAAUAUAGAACUUCAGUUGUACAUUCCAAAAGGAUCAGGAAAUCCAUGGUUUUAUUUAGGAUAUCUAUGUCUCAAAGAUGUUGUAAGACAAAACUCAUGAGAGAGAGAGAGAGAGAGAGAGAAUUUGUUUUAUAAAGUGCUGUAUGGACCAAACCCUUUCAGUAUUAUUAGGUUUUCUUUGUUGUUCAAAAUUAUGAUAUGUAUUUUUUAUAUAUGUAGAACCAAACAGAAUACUCAAUUCAUGAACAAACAUAACAAUAAAUCCUUUGUUAUUUAU
Saccostrea cuccullata (small rock oyster) is the source of this 1220-nucleotide messenger RNA. RefSeq lists its product as uncharacterized. The coding region runs from base 30 to 1043 and encodes 337 amino acids. The transcript is spliced from 2 exons. The record is from RefSeq and is a predicted model, not a curated record. NCBI's taxonomy places the organism in Eukaryota, Metazoa, Mollusca, Bivalvia, Ostreida, Ostreidae.